Molecule: messenger RNA, 1619 nt
Organism: Impatiens glandulifera
Lineage: Eukaryota; Viridiplantae; Streptophyta; Magnoliopsida; Ericales; Balsaminaceae
Product: glycosyltransferase BC10-like
Exons: 2
Coding region: 219-1256 (345 amino acids)
Cellular component (GO): membrane
Molecular function (GO): glycosyltransferase activity
Source: RefSeq, a predicted model, not a curated record
UAGUAUUAUGUAGGGACAAAAGGCCAAAUCUUUGUUAUUCAAGUCAUCUUCUUCCUCCAGCCAACCCUCCUCUCAAACAAGCUGCGGCAUCACACCUUCAUCGUCUCUUACUGAACUUACCAGCACAAAGGUACGAACCAACAUUUCCCUUUUCCAUGUAUUUUCUCGCCACAAUCUCAAAACAACAAGAGAUGAAAACCUAGCCCUAAUUCUUCGAUAUGUUUCCAUCUCCUUUUGUUCUAUUGUUCGCUCUUCUUCUCUCUUUGCCCCUCGUCUUCCUCUUUGCUCCAAGAAUCCUCCCUCUUUCUACCCAACACCCACAAAUCUCAAUAGCUGACGAGCUCGACGAUCUAGACCUUUUCAGCCGUGCCGCCGCCCCCCGCCGCCAUUCUCACGGUUCAGUUUCGCGACUCGGUCCCACCGAUCAUAAACCCAAAAUCGCUUUCCUCUUCCUCACCAACACCGAUCUCCAUUUCGCGCCUCUCUGGGAGAAAUUCUUCAAGGGAAACAAACGAUUCUACAAUGUGUACGUCCAUGCAUAUCCGUCUGCGGCAGUUUCCUCCCCUGGCGGCGUGUUCCAAGACCGAUUCAUCGCAGCUAAGAAGACGGAGAGGUCAUCGCCCACACUUAUAUCUUCCGCUCGCCGUCUUCUUGCUACCGCUAUCCUUGACGACCCAUUGAAUUCCUACUUCGCCCUAGUAUCCCAGCACUGUAUUCCUCUCCACUCGUUCCGGUUCAUGUACAGAACACUAUUCACCGAGUCGACUCAGUCACAUCCUACCAGCUAUAUCGAGAUCCUAGCUGAGGAACCACAGCUGUGGGACAGGUACACAGCGAGGGGGGAUAAUGUCAUGCUGCCGGAGGUCACCUUCGAGAAUUUUCGGGUCGGGUCUCAAUUCUACAUACUGGCCCGUCGCCAUGCCCUGCUGGUGAUAAAGGACAGGAAAUUGUGGGUGAAAUUCCGGUUACCAUGUCUAAAUGUGGAUUCCUGUUACCCAGAAGAGCACUACUUUCCGACUCUUUUGUCAAUGGCGGAUCCGAAUGGAUGUAGCCAUUACACUCUCACUCGGGUUAACUGGACGGAAAGCACAGAUGGCCACCCGCAUACUUAUUACCCGCCUGAGGUUUCGCCGGGGCUUAUUCGCAAACUUAGGGUAUCAAAUUCAACAUAUUCUUACUUCUUUGCACGGAAGUUCUCGCCGGAUUGCUUGCAACCUUUACUCAAAAUGUCUGAGAAGGUCAUCUUCCGUGAUUGAAGUUAAUCCGGAGGAGGCAGUUGGCACUAAGGAAUUGGAAUUCUUGGAGAAGUCAGUGUCAGAAAUGUAUAUAAAAUGAGAAGUCCUAGGCCCAUUGGGCAAUGAAAUAGAUUGAUUUGUUAUUGACACAAGGGUUCACUGAAAAUUGGUGGGUCUUUUUGUUUUUAUGUUUUAGUCUCUAGUUAGGUAAAAAAAUGCAAAGGUGUGAUGAUGGAGCAAAAUGCAAAGCUUGAGAAAAGUAGGAAUGAGAUUAGGGCCCAAAGGGUUGUUUCUUUCUCUCUCUCUUAAGUCAAUCUUCCAGUAUGUAUGUACUAACUACAUUUUAGUCCCCUGUUUUCUAAAUAAAGUGGGAUCCAUCUAUCA